AUGUAUUCCGAUAACGGAACUACCUUCGUCGGCGCUCAAAAUCAGCUUAAGGAAUUCUUUGAAUUUCUAAAUAAAGACCGAACGCAGGACGAUGUAAAACAAUUCCUUCGCGAUCAACAAAUUAGCUGGAACUUCAUUCCUCCUCACUCGCCACACUGCGGGGGUUUAUGGGAAGCAGCGGUGAAAUCUGCGAAAUACCAUAUGACGCGCGUUAUUGGUAACGCUCAUUUAACGUUUGAGGAGAUGCAAACAAUUCUCUGCAAAAUAGAAGCAAUUUUGAACUCACGUCCUAUCACCGCGUUAAGCACAGAUCCAAAUGAUCUUUCUUAUAUAAGUCACUUCCUGAUUGGCGCCGCUAUGAAUAGUUCCCCUUGUCCCGACCUAGGUGAUGUAAACGAGAAUCGCUUGGUACGAUGGGAGCGAGUGGAGCAGCUCAGACAACACUUUUGGCGCAGGUGGAGCUGUGAAUAUUUAAAUUCACUACAAUCCCGCUCGAAGUGGAAGUCUGAUAAGGGUCCUCAAUUGCAACCAGAUCAAAUAGUGCUUUUAAAACAGCCAAACUUCGCUCCGUUGCAUUGGCUGCUAGGGCGCGUGACAGAAAUUCACGUCGGAGCAGACGGGAUUCCGCGCACUGCGACUGUUAGAACCACCAAAGGUUCUUUUACGCGAUCUUUGUCUAGCUCGCAAUAG
Molecule: messenger RNA, 690 nt
Organism: Nylanderia fulva
Lineage: Eukaryota; Metazoa; Arthropoda; Insecta; Hymenoptera; Formicidae
Biological process (GO): DNA integration
Molecular function (GO): nucleic acid binding
Source: RefSeq, a predicted model, not a curated record